Messenger RNA from Trichomonas vaginalis G3, 1803 nucleotides. Its product is annotated as ankyrin repeat domain-containing protein 39-related family. Gene Ontology annotation, molecular function: protein binding. The record is from RefSeq and is a predicted model, not a curated record. The coding region runs from base 1 to 1803 and encodes 600 amino acids. The transcript has a single exon. NCBI's taxonomy places the organism in Eukaryota, Parabasalia, Trichomonadida, Trichomonadidae.
AUGGAUUCGUCUUUAUUAGCAAAUAUUAUCAAGAAAGCAAAUGCUAAUGAAGAUUGUAGCAAGGAAAUCAAAACAGCUGCAAGUAAUCUCACAGAACUAUCACAACAAAAUGAAUUUUAUCAAUUACCUAUUCCAAUCAUUGCCAGAAUCAUGUCGAGGAAAUCUUCCAUUGGCGCAAACACAAUCACACGCAUAAUAAUGAAAAUAAAGGACUUUCAAGCCAAAGAUUUAAUGGAUGACGUCGAAGAAGCUCAAAAUCAAUUAAAAGCAACAAUGGUCAGAAAUACCGCAUUGCAAUUAGAAUUACGUCUAGCACUUGAAGAAAAUAAAAAUUUACACGAUCAACUUGAAAAACUUAAGUCAGACAAUUUAAUAUUGAAGAGUGAAAAUCAAAAUAAUGUCAGCUAUGAAUUAGACGAGACAGAGGUACUUCCUAUCGAAAAACCGAGCGAUUACGAGCCAAAUAUCUACAAAGCAUGUGAAAAAGGCCUUUUGUCAUCAGUCAAAUAUACAAUUACAAACGAAGACUUCGAUGUUAACACUCCAAAUGAGACAGGCGACAUUCCACUUACUAUUGCUGCUUUCAACGGUAAAGCAGACAUUGUCAAUUUUCUUUUACAUGUUGGGGCAGAUAUCGAAUACACGAAUGCCUUUGGAAACAACGCAUUGAUGGAAGCAUCCCAAGGCAACAGACCAGAUACUAUUAAAGAAUUGAUUGCUUUUGGAACUCCUUUAGAAGCAACUAACCCUAAAAACAAAAGAACAGCCUUAGACAUCGCAGCCGAUGCCGGCGCGAAGAACGCAAUCGAAGCACUUGUCCUUGCCGGUGCAGAAAUCGAAGCUAAAGGCAAAGACGGGCUCACACCUCUUUGCAUUGCCUGCAAAAACGGUAACAAACGCGUUACUCCAACAUUAAUCAACUGUGGAGCGGACAUAAAUGCCAGGUCACCAGAUGGCCAGACUCCUUUGAUACUCGCAAGUGCGGCAGGAGCAUUAACAAUUGUCAAAAAUUUGGUUGACAAGGGAAGUAACAUUUCUGAUGUAACGGAUUCCGGUGACACCCCCUUAUUAAUGGCUUGUUCAAAUGGCGCUGAUAAUGUUGUCACUUUUCUCCUUGAAAAAGGUGCCAGCAUUGAAGUUCGGAACAAAGAUCGAAAAGGUCCAAUGUAUUUAGCAACACAGUCAGGAAGUGAAGACACUGUUUCCAUUCUUUUACAAUAUGGAUGCGAUGUAAAUGAACGCGGAAAAGAUAACGCAACUCCUUUGUAUGUUGCUGCUCAAAAUGAUUACAUUGAGAUUGUGAAAUUACUUCUUUCUAAAGGUGCUGAUGUAAACUUAAUGACUCGUUAUGGAGAUACUCCUUUGAUCGAAGCUUGUGGAACAGGAUCUCUCGAAUUAGUUAAUUUACUUAUAGAAAACGGUGCUGAUUUGGAACACGCAAAUAAUGGAGGUGAAACAGCUCUGACUGCUGCUUGCUCUGAAGGAAGAGCAGAAAUUGUGGCAGCGCUCAUUGCAAAAGGAGCUAAAACUGAGAAUAAAACAAAAUAUGGAAAUACACCUUUGCUGGAAGCUGUGUCAGAAGGAAAUGUAGAAAUAUGCCAGGCACUUUUGAAUGGAGGAGCGGAUAUAAACGCUCUGAAUAACAUGUCUAUGAAUGCUCUGCAUAUAGCUGUGUCAAAUAGUGAUGUGGAAGUGAUCAAACUGUUAGUUGAGAAAGGAAUAAAUAAGAAACAAGUGGAUGAUGACGGAAAAACUCCACUAGAUUUAGCCAGUGAAGACGAAAUUAGGGAAUUGAUUAAGUAA